Symbiodinium sp. CCMP2592 is the source of this 3462-nucleotide messenger RNA. The record is from the annotation of a GenBank genome assembly. NCBI's taxonomy places the organism in Eukaryota, Dinophyceae, Suessiales, Symbiodiniaceae.
AUGCUGUCGAAGGAACAGCAGAUGGUCAUUGGCAAGAUCAUCCCUUGGCUGAACGACUUUUUCGGAGGCUCCGGCGAUCCUGAACAAGCUGAUGCAGUGGAGAUCUGCACUCGGCUCAGUGAUUUCCUGAUCGCAAACUUCGGCACAGACACGCAAAGCUUGAAGAACAUGUUCCUGGCUGUGCAGAAAAGGCUGCAUGGCAUGGAUGCCCCGUGGGUCUUCAGAGUGCCAACCGCCGAUGAUCGAGUACCACUGGUCGAACAGGAUGUGACGCAGCAGCUCGUGCUCAUGCCAUGGCAUUUAAGUUUUCGGCCAGAACAUUCUCAGAAGGGCAAGAGCAAAAUGCUGAAUGUCAUCCGGUGCGCCGCUGACUUUCUAGAAAAACCCUAUGAUAGCUUGACAAAUCCGAUUCAACUCUGGCUUCCUCCAGGGCUGCCUGCUGCCGGAGAACCUCUGCCGGAUUUCGCCCUCGGCCAUUCGAUCGGCUUCACAAAGAGCUUAGCGAUCAAGGCGAUCCUCUUUGCAGUCCACAAGAUGAAGGACCUAUCAGACGAGGAUGUGAAGCACAUUCUGCCACAGCUGCAGGCCUUGUACAACUUUCGCUGCACAUGCCACACGACAGGCAGCAUCAAGUUUGACAGGUUCCGGUCCCUGCAGGACAAGUUCGCAGAAGCAGCUCGACCAAGGCCAGAUCCCAUUCAGGUUUCGACAUUGCUCAUGGCACAAGCGAAAGAGGAAGGUCUUGCAUGGACUGAAUGUGCAAGUCUCAUGAUCGACGAGUUCAAUGGUGGCUCGAGCAACGAGGCCAAGAAGCUUUCAGAGCUGGAGACCAGCAUAGUCGUCAUCUAUCCCACCCUCGACUUGGACACCCAGCAGCUCAUCGACUACCACUGGCAGCUGUAUGCACCCAAACAGUCUGCCAUUCCUUACAAGGCCUUGGCGACCAGUGCGUUUUUCCAAGGCAUGGCUCCGAAGAGCAGCAUGAAGUCUGACCUUUGGGUGCAAAUCCUCAAGGCAGACAAUCGCAAGAGGUACUGGUUCGUGAGGCGGAAGGUGCAGUACUUUCUCUUCAAGCUGCAAGAUGCCAAGCGGUGGAAGAAGAAGGUCAACUUGGCCACAGGAGCAGCAAAUUAUCGAGACCCAAAAGAAGCAGACGCGGCUUGGGGUAUGUCGGCUCUCUUCGCACACUUCCACUCAGAGUUUCAGAGGGUGCUGACCUCUAUGCAGCUGCAGCAGCUCGAAACCAAGUUUGCACGAGGCUACCUGGACGUCGAGCUCUUCGAAAAGUUCCGUGUCAUGAACCCACAGUUGAAGGUGGAGAACUUCAGAUUUCUGGCAGAUGUCGGCGCGAAGGUCGCUUGCGGAGUCCCGGAGUCCCAGAUCUCAGAGUCCGACGCUGACCUCGAUGUGCAGAAGGCAGAGCUUGCAAGAGCGAUUGCCAAAGUCACCAAGGAGGUGGCCGGGUGGUCCAGCUACCAGGAGAAGAAAUCCGACUUCAUUCGGAGUGCGAAAGGUCUCGCAGCAGAAGCCCAGGACGAGCAAAAGGCUUUGCAGAAGCAGGCCGUGGAGAAGUGGCAGGAAAACCGGUAUCCGAUUCGGGACUUGCACGAGGCCUCCCACGCCAUCACAUUUGCUGAAACCUGUGUUCGCAAGUUCCAGGAUGAGCAGAGCAUUCCUGAUUGCAACAUGUUCAAGGUCUUCUGGAUGAACCCAAGUGUGCUUGGCUACGACUCCUACAGCGGUAUGCAAGCUGCUAUCGCAACCUACGAAUACAUCGAGGCCAAUGUCGGGGAGGCCACACAGAAGAUCUCCGAGUGUGUGUCCCAGCCGGAGAACCGACUUCUCGUUCGCGAGGUCCUGAUGUGCUUCGACCAGAGCAGCAUCCCGGCGCAAUCCAAAAGGCCGGGCUUCCACAAGUUCUUUGUUGCCCUCUCUGACCAGUGCGACAAGGAGGGCCGCUUGAUCUCGGAGUUUUCAAGGUCGGCGCUUUGGAAACGGCAGAUGCUUCCAGUGACUGUGAAGAACUCCGUGACGCCGAUUCCCAUGUUGGCCCAGAAAGACAUGGUUGACCCGCGCCGAGGUUUCAGCCAAGUUGGUGUUGUUGCAGACGGUGCCAGCAAGCCGUCUCGACGCAAGCAGUGGAUUGCAGGAUUCAACAUUCCGGCAGCGUUCCACGAUGCUCUGUGGCAGGGUCUCACACUUCAACAGCCGUCAGGUGUUUCUUGGGUGGAUGUGUUCGCCUACGACCACUCUGUGGCCGAAGCAUUGAUGAGACGUGCUGCAAGUCCAGCUGUUCCCGCCCCACAAGCAAUCCAUGUUGGUGUCGUCUGGGCUGACUCGAACAGUCGAGACGACAAACACACAGAGAAGGGGGCUGCGAUUGACUCGAGAAAAGAGAACGCAAAGAUCUCACGCUGGCUACAGUCGUCCAUCCGCCGAAAGUUGCAGCACCUCGCACAGGACAAGGUCAUCUCAAUUCCGGACUGGAAGCCACUCGUGUCUUUCAAGGACAUGCGGGAAGUACCCGCCGUUCAGGAGAAGGAUUUCGUGGCCACCUUCCCGGGAGUAGCGGACACCAUCCCUUUCAAGGCCACCUACCAGGAGCAGAUGGAUCACAACGAAUGCUACAACAAGAGCGGAAAGCCGCACCAGGGUGAGAAGCGUUCCGCUGACGAGGCGGCCGGGCCACCGAAAAAGAAGGCGAAACUCCUGAGUUCAGAGGCCCAGAACCCAGAGUCCUUGACCGUGGAGCAGAUGAAGGAGAAGGAAGGGCCGGUGGUGGAGAUUGACCAGAAGACCUACAAGGUUUUCUUCACGUCCAAGGGUUCCAUUUGGAUCCAGACCACGUGCGAGGUGGAGCUGGACGACACCAGUCCUCUGGCCCUGACUUUUGGCAAGUUCAAGAUCAAUGAGGAAGCGGAGGCGGCUCUCAAGGAGGACAAGCUGGAGAUGAUGGACAUUGGUUUCGGCAGCGACGAGGACAUGUGUGGAGCUCGCAAGCUUUCAGACAACAAGCCGGAAAUCUCGCCGUUGAUGACACUUCGCUCACAUUUGCAGUUGAUGGAAGACAAGAAAAUGGAUGUCACCAGCAUCGAGUUUGCCUGUCACAAAUUGAAGCCGAAGGUUGCGAAGGACUCAGCUGGCGAUGCUCAGGAUCGUGUUUUCGAGGUGAAGAAGUGCGAUCCUUGUGUCUUCGUCCCUCAGCCGACCCCGCGCAAGAUGACGAACAAGAAAGCCCAGCCUGAUUGGGACGACGUGGGCAGCAUUGCCCUCACCUCACCCGACACCAAGGCAGCCUGGAACCUGAAGGAUGGCAGCCAUGCCGAGGGCUUGGUUUUUUUGAAGCAGCGCUGGGUUUUGAUGGACAACGACCAAGGCCUCAGUUUCAACCCAGAGAAACCUGGGAUUUAUUUCACAGGGCCUGUCAAGAUUGAGUCCAAGAAGCUGGUCCGUGUAGCUUGA